Molecule: messenger RNA, 2927 nt
Organism: Cornus florida
Lineage: Eukaryota; Viridiplantae; Streptophyta; Magnoliopsida; Cornales; Cornaceae
Product: protein KINESIN LIGHT CHAIN-RELATED 2
Exons: 3
Coding region: 393-2570 (725 amino acids)
Molecular function (GO): protein binding
Source: RefSeq, a predicted model, not a curated record
CCAACUCUCUCAAUGCCAACAAAAAAAAUAGCAGAAUCGGCGGUUGUAGGCGGUGGCGUUGGCGGUGGGAGAGAAGUCGCCUUCAUUUUUGCUUCAACAUUUAACAUCUCUGCAACCCCACAAAAAUACAUAUACAUAUAUGUAUUUAUUUAUUUAUCGUUUCAAUUAUUUGAUUCCCAAUUACCCAUUUUGUCCUAUUUAACAUCCUAAACUCAUUUCUUUGCAUAUCAAAUUAUCAACUUAUAUACAUAUAUAUAUAUAUACCCGUCUUCUGUUUCUAUAUAUUCAUAAAUCCAGAUAACAUAAUACCUUCAUCUUCGCUUUCUUGGUGGAUUUCUAAGACAUUUUUGCAGCAAUUGUAGUGUUCUUGUUCAUUCAUACAGAGCGUGUGUAUGCCUGAAUUCAUCAUGGAAGGACAAAGUGAAGAUAGCAAUGGAAAAGAGACCAAUGGACACUGUGUCCCUUACAAGGAAAAUUUCAGUGUGAGGUCUCCAAGAAGUACAUUGAGUACACGCAGUCCUGAAAGUGACUCCAUUGACCUAGCUAUAGAUGGGGCUGUUGACACCUCUAUCGAGCAGCUAUAUCACAAUGUCUGUGAUAUGCAGAGCUCUGAUCAUUCCCCAUCAAGGAAUAGCUUUCUGUCAUAUGGUGAGGAGUCAAGGAUUGAUUCUGAAUUGCGCUAUCUUGCUGGAGGAAAUUAUGGGGAAUUUGAGAUAAUGAAAGACUCAGGGAUUGAGAGCAAAGAUGGUGCUACUAAGAAAGAAAAUGGAUCAAAAGAGAAAAACUCUCAAUUUCCAAAUUCCAAGUCUCUUUCUUCUACACAUUCAAAGAGGCUCUCUCACUUGAAAUCAGAAUCCGAGGCAUCCUCAAAAUUGAAUACAAGAAGCAAAUCCUUGAAUGAAAGACCUCCUACUGGUAAGCGGAAUGGGAAAAGUUCAAGAAAAAUAAAUGCAAUUUUUUCCAUGAAGAAUGAAAGGAAUUUUAGUUUAGGAGGGGAAAAGUUGCAGAAUGUGACUGAGGAUCCUAUGGAGGAAGGUUACCUUGGACCCUAUUUACUUAAGAAGGCAAGGAACCUGGUUUCAUCAGGGGAUAAUCCUCAGAAGGCUCUCGAGUUGGCUCUUCGUUCAAUGAAAUCAUUUGAGAGAUGUGGAAAUGGGAAGCCCAAUUUAGAGCUAGUCAUGUGUUUGCAUGUUAUAGCAGCACUCUACUGUAGCUUAGGCCAACACAGUGAUGCAAUUCCAAUUCUUGAGCACUCGAUAGAAAUUCCAGUGAUGGAUGAAGGCCAAAAUCAUGCACUAGCUAAGUUUGCUGGGUGUAUGCAGUUAGGUGAUACAUAUGCAAUGCUCGGCCAGAUUGAGAAUUCAUUAUUGUGUUACACCGCAGGACUAGAGAUCCAAAGACAAGUUCUCGGAGAAAAGGACAGCCGAUUAGGUGAGACUUGCAGAUAUGUGGCUGAGGCUCAUAUUCAGGCAUUGCAAUUUGACGAGGCUGAAAAGCUUUGUCAGAUGGCACUUGAAAUUCAUAGAGAGAAUAGUUCACCUGCUUCACCUGAAGAAGCUGCAGAUAGGAGACUUAUGGGACUUAUCUGUGACUCCAAGGGAGACUAUGAAUCUGCUCUUGAGCAUUAUGUUUUAGCAAGCAUGGCCAUGGCUAUGAAUGGUCAGGAAAUAGAUGUGGCUUCCAUUGAUUGCAGCAUUGGUGAUGCAUAUUUAUCUUUGGCUCGGUAUGAUGAGGCUGUUUUUGCUUAUCAGAAAGCACUCACUGCCUUCAAGUCAACCAAAGGAGAAAAUCAUCCAUCCGUUGCUUCAGUCUUCGUACGUUUGGCUGAUUUGUACAACAAGACUGGAAAAUAUAGGGAAUCCAAAUCUUACUGUGAAAACGCACUUCGUAUUUAUGCAAAGCCCAUUCCAGGGAGUCCCCCAGAAGAGAUUGCCAGUGGUCUAAUUGACAUUUCUGCUAUCUAUGAAUCUAUGGAUGAACAGGAGCAAGCACUCGAGUUACUUCAGAAGGCUUUAAAGAUGUAUGGCAAUGCCCCAGGCCAGCAAAGCACAAUUGCCGGAAUUGAAGCUCAAAUGGGGGUCUUGUAUUAUAUGAUGGGGAGUUAUGCUGAUUCUUACAACUCCUUCAAAAAUGCCAUUUCAAAGUUUCGGGUAAUUGGAGAGAAGAAAUCUGCACUCUUUGCAAUUGCUCUAAACCAAAUGGGACUUGCUUGUGUGCAGCUUUACGCCAUCAACGAGGCUGCUGAUCUGUUUGAAGAAGCAAGGAGUAUUUUGGAAGCUGAACAUGGACCGUAUCACCCUGAUACACUAGGGGUUUAUAGCAAUCUUGCAGGCACUUAUGAUGCAAUGGGCAGAUCAGCUGAUGCAAUUGAAAUACUGGAAUAUGUUGUCGGGAUGAGAGAGAAUACGCUUGGAACAGCAAACCCUGAUGUUGAUGAUGAGAAGCGGAGAUUGGGCGAGUUAUUAAAAGAAGCAGGCAGGGUUCGAAACAGGGAAUCCAGAUCUCUGGAGACCCUCCUUGACACCAACAACUCUCAUACCAUUGUAAAAGAUGGCAUUGAGGUACUAUGAUGCCUGUGAUGUAUUAUUUUUACUUGAAUGUACAUGUCUCAGAGAAUAUAUUAGAUGGUCACUUUGAGAAUUGGAAAAAUAAAAGUUUCAACAGCAAGGCGAGAAUUUUGGUUCCAACUGUCAAUUUUAUUUUCUUCGGGAUCAAGGGAAGAGAUUAAAUGUCGCUGUCUUUAAUUGUUUAAGCAGUUGAUGGAAUUCCUUGUCAAUUUGCUGUUUGUAAUAUCUUCUAGCUUAAUAAAGAAAUGGUGAGAUUUCAUUUUCCCUUGAUGUAAUUCCUUUUCUCAACUUGCCUGUUGAAUACUAUUUUGUGUUAUAAAGAAAUGGUGGGUUUUCAUUUUCCUUUGCUGUUGCACCAAA